Penicillium psychrosexuale is the source of this 390-nucleotide messenger RNA. RefSeq lists its product as uncharacterized. The transcript is spliced from 2 exons. Bases 1 to 390 code for a protein of 129 amino acids. NCBI's taxonomy places the organism in Eukaryota, Fungi, Ascomycota, Eurotiomycetes, Eurotiales, Aspergillaceae. The record is from RefSeq and is a predicted model, not a curated record.
AUGCUACCCAGCACGUUGAACUUUCAACUCCUUCAACAACCACGAUCACAUUGGAUACCUACUACAACCCAAGAACACAACCAACAAGUGACCGAUACUCGGCCCAUUCCGUCGCCCAACAAUGCGCAGCUAGAGCAUCUAGCAAGGCUCACAAGCCGUGCAAAUCAUCGCGCUCGUGAGUGCCGAAAGAUAGACCAGGAGAUAUCGCGGAUUACGAGCAACAAGGAAGCUACAAUGACCGCGAAUCCAUACUUCCACUAUACUCAUAAUAAUGUCCUAGCGGCCAUGGACAGAGAAUUGGUGUCUCUCUGCAGAGAAUUGAGGGAUAUGAAGAAAAAAGAAAAAAAAGAGGCCAUGAUGGAGCAGGAAAUCUGGAACCAGAUUGGUUGA